ACCAAUGCAAACUAUAUUUACUCCUAUUUCACUUCCAGUGGAUGUUACAGUUGGAGAGCACGAAUGCACAUUCAGAGCCCACGUCUCCAGACGCGAUCUAUUUCAUCACACUCCUCACGACCCCGAACUUGUGACCAAAUCCCCACAUGUAAUGCGGAUUCCAAAAUUGUACAACGACCAGCCGUCAGCGAUGUGGAUAUCAUUAACUACCCCUACACGAUGAUCCCCUCCCGCCGCGGGGGGCACCUCCUCAUGCUCAACAACUACACGUUCAAGUACAACGAGCACUCCAAGCGGUACUACUGCUCUCAGUCCAACAACACCAAGACACCCGUCAAAUGCAAGUCCUCCGUCAAACUGGACAAGGUCACUGGCUUGAUCGUGUCGCUAAGAGAGGAACAUAAUCACCCCCCACCUAGGUACAUGUUGACGGCUGAUGGGCAGUACAUAAAGUAUUGAGAUUCCUUACUAUUUACAAUCAAGUUUUUUUUAUGGGAUUAUUUUUAGAUUAUGUGAAAUAUAUGUUAC
This is a messenger RNA of Leguminivora glycinivorella, 528 nucleotides long. RefSeq lists its product as uncharacterized. The transcript is spliced from 2 exons. The record is from RefSeq and is a predicted model, not a curated record. The coding region runs from base 64 to 459 and encodes 131 amino acids. NCBI's taxonomy places the organism in Eukaryota, Metazoa, Arthropoda, Insecta, Lepidoptera, Tortricidae.